Molecule: messenger RNA, 3141 nt
Organism: Apus apus (common swift)
Lineage: Eukaryota; Metazoa; Chordata; Aves; Apodiformes; Apodidae
Gene: ATG5
Product: autophagy related 5
Exons: 8
Coding region: 114-941 (275 amino acids)
Biological process (GO): autophagy of mitochondrion; C-terminal protein lipidation; autophagosome assembly
Cellular component (GO): phagophore assembly site membrane; cytoplasm; Atg12-Atg5-Atg16 complex
Source: RefSeq, a predicted model, not a curated record
GGCGGGGCCGCGCUGCAACUUCCGCCCGGCGCCGCUGGCGGGGCGCGCGUCCCGGCUGAGUUCUAGCAGAGGAAACAAGCUGAUCUACAUGUUUUUCACUGCCCCUUGGAAGAAUGACAGAUGACAAAGAUGUGCUUCGAGACGUGUGGUUUGGACGAAUUCCAACCUGUUUCACUCUCUAUCAGGAUGAGAUAACUGAAAGGGAAGCUGAACCUUACUAUUUACUUUUGCCAAGGAUAAGCUACUUGACACUGGUGACAGACAAAGUGAAGAAACACUUUCAGAAAGUUAUGAGACAAGAGGAAGUUAGUGAAAUAUGGUUUGAAUAUGAAGGCACACCACUGAAAUGGCAUUACCCAAUUGGUUUGUUGUUUGAUCUCCAUGCAUCAAAUACAGCCCUUCCUUGGAGCAUCACAGUGCAUUUCAAGAAUUUUCCAGAGAAGGAUCUUCUACACUGCCAUUCUAAGGAUGUGAUUGAAGCUCAUUUUAUGGCUUGUAUAAAAGAAGCAGAUGCUUUAAAGCACAAAAGUCAAGUCAUCAAUGAGAUGCAAAAAAAGGAUCAUAAGCAACUGUGGAUGGGACUACAGAAUGAUAAAUUUGAGCAGUUUUGGGCAAUAAAUCGAAAACUCAUGGAGUAUCCUCCAGAAGAUAAUGGAUUUCGAUACAUCCCAUUUAGAAUUUAUCAGGCAACAACAGAGAGACCUUUUAUACAGAAGCUAUUUCGACCAAUUGCUUCAGGAGGACAGUUGCAUACUUUGGGAGAUCUGCUAAAAGAUGUGUGUCCUAGUGCUGUCACCUCUGAAGAUGGAGAGCAGAAGACUCAAGUGAUGAUUCAUGGAAUUGAGCCAAUGCUGGAAACACCCAUACAGUGGCUGAGCGAACAUAUGAGCUAUCCAGAUAAUUUCCUCCACAUUAGUGUCAUUCCCCGACCUACUGAUUGAAACUCAGCUCUCCUGAUAUGAGGAUCAUUCUCCAGCUGGAAUGAGAAGGGCAUGUCAGCUUCUUGCUCCUGCCAGUCUUGACAGAGGCAGCCUGACCAGCAAAAACAAACCCAACAGAAAACUGAAACAAAACGAGAAGUCCUCACUGCUGCAAGCCAAACAGGAAGAAGAGAUCCUAUCACCAGAUAAGGGCAAUGGGGCUGAUCUUAUUUUGCAUCACUGCUGCUUUUCUUCACCGCUGUAAUUAAAUCAGUUGCGAUAUGAAAGAAAUUUACAGGCCCUCUGCACGUCUGCUGUUUUCUUGUAAAAUAGAAUGAAGCUGAAACUGGCGGGCCCGAGAGCAAGUGGAAAUGUGCCACUGGGUUGUAUUUCUGAUUAACAAAUAAACAGGGCUGUUUCCUAGAGCGGUGGCGUUUCAACUUGGGGAGUGGAAACCUUGGUUUAAUUUUCUAGAAAGUUAGACCCCGAGAGAUCCAGUUACCAAUAGCUUUUUGUAACAGAUCGGAUUACUGUAAACCCCGUCUUUCCUUAACCAGAACUUCAUGUUUACAGUAUGUGUAUUGGUAUGCAAAUGAUCUUUUAACUUUGGUAACAAGCAGGGAGGGAUUUUAAAGUAAACCCGUGAGCAUGUUUUGUCAUCUAAAAACAUGCACAACUUAAUAAUUUAGGAAUACUUUUCAUUUGUGUGCUGUCACUGAAUACUCCAGGAUGUUUAUUAUUCAAACCAGUUUUCAUAGACUAGCAACGAUGUCAGAUAAUUUGUCUCAGGAUUUGUCAUGGCAUUUCUUUUGUGCUCAUCUAGAUCUUCCCCCCCCCAAGAAUGUUUUCUUAAUUUAGUUUUAAAAGUUUUACAAAAAAAAAAAAGUAAACGGAUGUUGCAAAUGUUUGUAUCCUGCUGUUUAUUCCCAUAGACUAGAAAACAGUUAAAUCAUGGAAUGAUGAACAGAUGUAUUGCUUUUUAAUAACUUUGAAUUUUGGAAAGCUGAGGCUUUUCCAAGCUUCCUUACAUCUGAGCUUAGUUUUCUACUGUGGUCCCUGAGCAAUCAGUCUGAAAUUUGCACAGAUUCUUCCUUAGUUUAGCAGAUGUACUUUUCGGUUAUUGGAUCACUUUUGUUUCUAGAUGUUUGUUACCAUUGCAGCUGCUCCUAGGACUCUACCAUUUGUUUUUUUGUAUUUUGCUGAAUUCAUCACACCGUGUGCUUUGUCUGCAGUUCGUGGCACAAGACUCGGUUUCUAGUAGACAUGUUAUCAAACAUGCCAAAUAUUAGCAAAUAUAAAGAAAGCAUGACAUUCUUCUUUCAAAAACAGUACCUGUUGAAGUUUCUACUCAAAGUCUUAGCUUGCAGAUAUCCCAGUAACUCCCAGUGCUGUUCCCAUCUGUUUUCAUUCUCCCUAAUGGUGGGGUACCUACCUGUAUCUGCAAAAGAACAAUAUGAAGAUCAAUCAAACAAACAAAAACCUCUUAAAGAAGCAAGAGGGGAAAGAUCUCCUUAGGUGAGGAUAGAAUUGAGGCUAAAAAAAAAAAAAAAAAAAAAGCCCUGUGGGCACACAAACUCAGUAGACAAAAUAGUGUUUAAAAUGUAAAUUAGGAAAUAGCAUUAAGGAAAUGUGAGGGAAAAGGUGUUAGUGAAGGAAACUUGUGCUGUAUUCUGCAGGUCAUGAAGAAUUUUUAAAAACAAACCCUGCUGAUGUGUGUUUAUGGAGAACUGAAAUACAAUAUUCUAAGACUGGGAUGAUUUGGUUGGGUUAUUCUAAUUUCCAGUUCUGUUUGGGAUUUUUGUCACAGCGUUGGAUUGGCAGUUAUAAACUUUCUUAGGCAGAUCCAUCUAAAUAUUCUGGAGAAUUUCAAAGUCCUGCCAAUGGGUAAAGCAAAUAUUUUGUAGAGUCUUCGUAUUUAAAAGAAAAAAAGAAAAAAAAAAGUCUUUUGUAGGGGUAAUUUUUCCAUUAGUCAGGAUAAGAGGCAGUGCAUUUAAAAUCUGGUAAAGAUUGUUUCCUUUCUUUUAAGGUAAACUGGAGUAAGUCACUGGCUAUUUUAAUAUAUUCUGCACCAGCAAUCAAAGUAUACAGCUCUCUCCUCAUGGCCCAUAUUUGCUAGUAAAUCCAACUUGAAGGCCUAGCAUGGAACAAAGAUACAUCUUGGCUUUAAAACAUACUCUUCUCUUAUUUUAACUAUUUAAACUUUAUUAAAAAAUAAAACAAA